Nerophis lumbriciformis (worm pipefish) is the source of this 4755-nucleotide messenger RNA. Its product is annotated as tubulin monoglycylase TTLL3-like. The record is from RefSeq and is a predicted model, not a curated record. Gene Ontology annotation, biological process: cilium movement; cilium assembly; protein polyglycylation. Gene Ontology annotation, molecular function: ATP binding; protein-glycine ligase activity, initiating; metal ion binding. NCBI's taxonomy places the organism in Eukaryota, Metazoa, Chordata, Actinopteri, Syngnathiformes, Syngnathidae. Gene Ontology annotation, cellular component: microtubule cytoskeleton; axoneme.
GUUCAAAUAACACUGCACGUGUUUUCUCAUUGUGCAGGUCGCAGUUGUCAUGGUAAACAUUCUGCGGGAGCUUGCAAGGUUGUCAUGGUUACAGUCUGUAAGGAGGGCAGCAGGACUGAGGAUUCCCAUUGGAUAAGUGAUAAAACAAAACAAAGGAAGUUUUGAGGAUAGACCUUGUGUGCAAUAAUGGCAGGUCCGCAUGGAGCUGGAGGGGGCGUGGCCUCCAGCUCCGGCUGAAAAUCGGGAGAUUUUCGGGAGAAUGUUUGUCCCGGGAGGUUUUCGGGAGAGGCGCUGAAUUUCGGGAGUCUCCUGGAAAAUUCGGAAGGGUUGGCAAGUAUGAGCCAAAUGGAUGCCACCUUCAGCUCUUUCUUGAAUUGAGUAGUGUUUCUCACCUUCUUUAUCAAUGUACUGACGCCUGCAAGUCCCCCAUGAUGGCUCAUUUUGCAGUCAAGACUGAGUCAACAGCUGUGGUUCCUGUAGAGGGGAAGGUGCGUGGCAAUAUUACUCCUACUCGUCCAGUUUCCAGGUCUGGAAGGGCAAAAAAAGCCAAAGCCUUGGUGGAGAAAGCUAUCAAGAUGCAGAAAAUCUUCACGGUGCUGGGGCGCUACCCUGCGGUCCGUACCGCCUUACGGGCCAGAGGGUGGGUGGAGCGUUAUCUGCCCAACGAUAAGGAGAAGGAAGGAGAUGAUGGAAGUGCUGGAGCAGAUAAUGUUGCAGUGAUAAAAGACAGAGGAGAUGAAGGUGGGGAUGAGGAGAACCUUGAUGACAUGUACGGCCUUUUGUCUCGCCUAGUUCGAAAUGAAAAGGCGUAUUUCUACUGGACCACACGCCAUGACUCCAUUGACCAUCGCACCUUACGACAAGACCAAAUGACCAAUCACUACGCUAAUACUGGAACCUUCACUACCAAGGUGGGGCUCUGUGUGAACCUCCGCAACCUCAAGUGGUUUGACGCCGCCGAUCCCGACACCUUUUUCCCGAGAUGUUACAGGCUCGGGGCGCACGAUGAGAGGCACGCGUUCAUAGAGGACUUCAGGAGGACAGCAUGCAGCAGUCUUCUGAAACACGUGGUGGAGACGAGCAUGAGGACAAAAGGAGCACAAGAGGAGAAGGGCAAAUCUGAAGGCAGCGCCUCUCAAGUCAGCGCAGGAGUGAUCAGUACCGCCUUGCAUCGAUGUCAGGAGUUUCUGAACAUUUUAGCACACAAUGACAUCGACGUGGCCGGCAAGACUCUCGCCUCGGUGGAGGAAAAGCAGUGGAACCACUUUCUCCAAAACUACUACAUGGUUGUGCACAAAGGUGCAUCCAUCAGAGGCAGCGCAGAGUUUGUGGGCCGCUGCCAGGCCAUGUUGGUCCAAAUGCAGGAAGUUUGUCCACAGCUGGAUGUCGAUGGCGUUAAUAAUAUUUGGAUAAUCAAACCAGGAGCAAUGUCAAGAGGGCGAGGUAUCGUUUGCAUGAAUCGUCUGGAGGACAUUUUAGCGCUGGUGGAAUCAGACCGAACUGUGGUGAAAGAUAGCAAGUGGGUGGUUCAGAAAUACCUUGAGCGCCCUCUGCUGGUCAACAACACCAAGUUUGAUGUGCGUCAGUGGUUCCUUGUCACCGACUGGAAUCCGCUGACCGUCUGGUUCUACAAGGAGUGCUACCUGCGCUUCUCCACUCAGCCCUACUCCACAAAAAAACUUGAUAGCUCGGUCCACUUGUGCAACAACGCCAUCCAGAAGCAUUUUCAGCCAUCACGCGAGCGCCACCCGAGCGUGCCCAAGGAUAAUAUGUGGUCCUGCUCUGACUUUAGGAACUUUCUGCAGCAGCAGGGUCGCGAGGCCAAGUGGGAGACGCUGGUGGUCCCGGGCAUGCAGCAAGCUGUGGUCCACACCUUGCAGACAGCCCAGGACAAGGUGGAGCAUCGCAGGUCAAGCUUUGAGUUAUACGGUGCCGACUUUAUGUUGGGCAACGAUCUGAGGCCUUGGCUUCUUGAGGUCAACGCCAGCCCCACCAUGGCCUGCACCAGUGUCGUGACGGCUCGCCUCUGCCCGGCCGUACAGCUGGAUACACUAAGGGUGGUGCUGGACAGACGAAACAACCCUGGCGCCUUCACAGGAGGAUUUCAUUUGAUCUACAAACAGCCUGCAGUAGAACCUCCACAGUUUAUUGGAGUAAACUUGUUUGUGGAAGGAACACACAUAAGGAAACCUAUAAUUCGCAGACCAAGAGUUGCUUUUGUAAAGCCUCCAUUGAGCCAGUCCGAGCAGCGCGAUGCAACAAGGAAACACCAAGCCAAGUCCCGUGACCCGUCGCAAGAACGAGAGUCUUUGCAAGACCAAAGGCAAUCGGCGCAGACCUCUCCAAGGAGAGAAGAGCAAGAAAGGACCAUUGUCUUCAAUGUAAAUGUGGUGUCUGACCAACAUGUGGUGGAGAACCACACUGAACCCAAGAAAAAAUCCCCAUCUUCGGUUGUGGCUGACAGUGGCAGCAAAGCCCCACCUGCCCCACCGGCCUCACGAGUCCCACCAGCGCCACGAGUCCCACCAGCGCCACGAGUCCCACGAGCUCCAAGAGCACCACGAGCCCCACCAACUCUAAAAGCCCCACGAGCCCCACCAGUCCCACCAGCCCCACUAACCCAGGAGAUCUUGUCUUCCCACACCAACUACCCUCGCAGUAUCAUUCCUGUAUAUAAGACUCCAUUAAAACUAACCUAUGGAGCGCACCUGUGGAAGUCCUUCCUUCCCAGGACUUUUUCUGAGCCUUACUACAAGCCCUUGAUGCGGGUUGAUUCUUUCAGCCGGCAUCAGCUCGCCACGCUGCGGCUCAGAAGCAUGCCAAAAGAUGAGUUGACGGCCUAUCGAAACCCUUCUAAGGAUUCCUUUCAAAUUGAGUCGAGUUAUAGAUUCCACAAGCAGCGUUUUUUACAAACAAUGUCCAAGCAUUGUGCAGGGUAGUCUACAACAAUAAUAAAUAGGUUAAUUGUCUAAAGUCGGACUGAUACCCAGACAAGAUCCAAAGCGGUCCAACAAAAGAACUGUACACCAAAUUCUGCUCGGACAAAGAUAGUGUAGUAAAGCUCAGUUCUGAUUGACGAUGGUAGAGCGGUAUUACUGGAAGUUCAACAGAAUGGAGAGAAUAGGCUACGUAUUUCAAUAGAAUACACAUAAUUACAAUUAUUUGGGUCGAAUGGUAUGUUCUAACUAACGUAGGAUCAAACUCCAAGCCGUACUGGUAAAAACUAUUUAGAGGUUCUUGAGAGGAUGGUCCGCUAGAUAGUUGAACGUAAGAUUCAGUAGGAACAGUGUGGUUUGUGAAACUGUGGACCAACUAUACUCGUCAGGGCCUUUGAGGGAACAUAAGAGUUUGUCCAACCAGUCUACAUGUGUUUUAUGGACUUGGAGAAAGCAUUUGACAGUGUACCCCGAGGAAUCCUGAAGGGUGUAUUCUGGGAGAUUCGGAUCGCCUGUUUUGGGCAAUUCACUUUCUGUUUGACCAAUGCGCUUGGUCUGCAUUACGGGCAAUAAGUCAGUCUCAUUUGUGAGGGUUUUCGCUUUGUCACAUGUCACUUUGUAUUGACACAAUUUCUAAGUCCUGCCAGGGUGUUGAUGAUAUCCGGUUUGGUGGCUGCAGGAUUGGGUCUGUUUUUGAGGAUAAUGUGGUCCUGCUGGCGCUAUCAGGCCAUGACCUUCAUCUCUCACUGGAUUUAAUUUUAGCAGAGUGAAUGAGCUUGGAAUCAUCACCAAUGAAUGAGGUCCUCACCCUUUACUAGUCACUUUACAUUUUUACCCUCACCUGUGGUCAGUAGUUUUGGGAAGUGAUCAAAAGGACAAAAUUGCAGGUGCCAGUGGCAGAGUUUCUUCCGUAAAGGUGGCUUUGAAAAAGCUCUGUCAUCCGGAAGGUACUCGGAGUAAUGCCCCUGCUCCUCAUGAGAAGAGAAGCCAAAUAAGGUGGGACGGGCAUCGGGUCAGGGAGCCUCCCGAAGGGUUCAGGGAACAUCCAAUCAGCAGGAGACUUUGGUAAAGACUCAGACUGGCCUGAAAAAUUUGGGUUUCUCUGUUCAAGCCGCAACCCAACACUAGAUAAGCGAAAGAAGAUGGAUACAUUAUUAUUAUAAUCAAAAGGAAACCAAGCUGUUAAAAAACUGAAAAUCACCCAUCCUUUUUAUUUUUAAACAUCUUGUUUUGUGACAUUUGCACACAGCAGAAGAAACAGACCCAUUGUGCACAGCGGCAUAAACAAAAUGACCCAACCUUUUUACUGUUCUAAAAAUCCUAUCUUGAGACUAUUGCACAUAGCGACUGUUGGUGUCAUCCCAGGAUGCAGAGAAGGUACUGUAGGCAAAGUGCAAAUGGGUGUGUCUUUAUUAGGUAUCAUGACAGGUCUAGCAGGAACUCAGAAAGCAACGGAACGUUGUGGCAUACAGAAGAUAAUGAACCAGUACUGAAAAAGGUACCAAGGUGGAACUAAAUAGAACUAAUUAAUCGAGGUACAGGUGUGCUGGCAGGACAAGGAACAGAAAGUGAAGGUGCUGCAAAACAAACAGGAAAUACUGACAAAACAAAAGCAUCAGCACAGAAAAUGACACCAAACACAAGAAAAUAACGAACAAAGUCAAAAUUGUCAUGUGGAAUCAUGACAUUGUUUACGUCUAUCAUAAUCCAGCGCAACUGUGUGACACUUGUGUUGUUUCCAGCUAGAAUAUACACAUUCACCACAUCAACAUUCACAUUUAGUAAUUUUUCUGGUGGUUUUUUCCCUCUACUAAUUAAA